CUGGGCUUACGCCAUCCUAAGAUUUUACCAUGCGAAUCAUCGCAUCUGAAUUGUCGUUUAUCGGCUUUCUCUGCUUGGUCGCCAGUUAUGGUGCCCUCCACAUUCAUAACCUUCAACCUCGAUCAAUGAUUUUUGAAGGUGCUGAAAGUAUCUCGGGGACUGCUAAAGCACACGAGGUCGCUCACGAACAACGGGUUCAACAUAUGGGAACCGGCGUCAGUUCCGCCUCCACGGAAAUUGGCGGGCAUUCGUCUUCGUCAACUCUUACACAGGACUCCAAAGAGCUCAUGAAUUCUGACCACGCGAAGCCAGUAACUACCUCACCCAUCAAAGAAGGCAAAUGGCAGAAAACAGUCACAAGAGUCAAAUCAAAGCUAAUUGUCAUGAAAAAAUCUUUCCGGCGGUACAUGAGUAUUCUGCGUAGUACCAAGUCGAUUUUCAAGAUCCUGAUGAGAAGACCUAAUCUCAAGGUUAAUGCACAGAUAGUCAAAUUUGAGGAUACAAGAGACUCUCUCGCAAAAGUCCUUGUUUCGCCCGGGCUGGAUCGAAGCCCUGAUAAGCCACUCAAUGUAGAAAACUUGGCUAAGAGUCUUACUAGGGAAUUCCCGAUACUUCCUGAAAUUUCGCAAGAAGCCUCGACAACAUCUUUCUAUGCAGAAUACCUUGAAAACCUCAAAAGAUACCAGCUCAUUGUGAGCGAAAAUGGAGGUGUCAGGAGCACUUGGAUUGCCAAGAUACCCUCUGAGGAAGCCGCGGGAACCAAAGAAGCUGUGACAGAAGUAUCCGAUCUCCUGCAAGUCCACCCUCACCUUGUGGACGAGUUCCAGGGGGAGCACAAACAAGUCGUUAGUGGGAUCGCCAAUUUCGACCAAUUGAAACUUUCUGAGGAAGACAUACGACAGCACUUCGCAAUUGACUUAGUGAUGGAAGAGGCCCAAAAUUCCAUCAAAAAUAACGAUUUUAUCAAGGCUCGGGCGGUACAGUUAAAGAAAAUGACCCCAGGAGACCUGGAGGUCUUGGACAUGCCGCACAUCUUUCAACAUUUGCCUGCGGAUCUAGACUUCAAGACAGAGUUAUUCCGUUAUUCGAUGAUAGAAAGAUUUGAAAGUCUGUUGAAAGACAUCCGCCCAACAGUGACCCGGAACCUUGAGAAUAGAGCCCAAGCUGAAAUCUCCGAUGUUCUCAAAAAGUCUUCGAUGCCGGAUACCGGGAGUGAAUCUAUCUUCAAGAUAGCGGCCAAAGAAGAUGAUGCAUGGCGCGAUAACGCUUUCGCAAAGCUCUAUGAGAUUCCCAUGAGCCCGUCUGAGGUGUUUCAAAAGCUCAACAAGCCGCCGACGCCGCAAGAAAUAAAUCAACACGUCAUCAAUAAACAACUUCCAUCGCUUCAGUUUCUUACGCCAGAGGGGAGAGAAAACCUUCGGUAUACCGUCAGUUCUAAAUCGUUCAACAAACACCUAUCCACCUUAGAAACACUCGUGAAAAAAUCUACUGAUCUCGACAAGGAAAAGAUUUUACCAACGUUAAAACAAAUGAGAUACGAAGCUGCCCAAUCGCACUCGGUGAACCUACCACUGGUUGACAAGCUCCUUGAUAAAGGGAUCAUCGAUCAAGCACAGCGAGAACUAUUAAUUUCGAAGGCCCAAUCCCCAAAAGAAUUUGCGGCAGCUCUCGGAACAGAGGAAGAUUUUACGAAAAAAUUGAAGGGAAAGUUUGAGGGCGACUUAGCCAAUCAUCUUCAAUCGAUGGAUCAAGUGACAAAGGAGAAGACUUUGAUCAAGACAGCCCGUGGAGUCGCUCAGUCCCGCCUAAAUCAACUCGACCAAGAUGCCAAAGCCACUUAUCUAACGACCGAUGCAUUUGAAAAGCCGAAUUCAUUCCGAUUCAACGACGCUUUAAAGGCCUACGAUGAAGCUGGAAGCAAAUUUAUACAGCAGCCCGCGGAUUCCAAAACUCUCGCAAGGGCCUACAUAGACGCGUCCUUUUCUACCCGGCCUGUCGAUCCAGCUGCUGAGAAAUACUUGGGAACAGUUGCUAUCAAGGAUGAGUUGAGGAUGAAUCUGGAUCAAAAACUUUACGAGAUGGAGAACAUGUUCUAUGAACACAUGCCCAAAAUGGGAGAUUUCUUUGAAAAUAUCUUGAAAGAUAAUAGAAAGCCUGGAACCCCUUACCUCACCUCGGGAGAUCUUUCAUCCAAACAGGUCAAAGUUCCUUAUGGUAAUGUUAACUCAGGAUAUUUAAUCGGCGAAGUCCUUGGUAGCAAGUCACUUCCAAAAGACGUUAAAUAA
Molecule: messenger RNA, 2285 nt
Organism: Puccinia graminis f. sp. tritici CRL 75-36-700-3
Lineage: Eukaryota; Fungi; Basidiomycota; Pucciniomycetes; Pucciniales; Pucciniaceae
Exons: 5
Coding region: 30-2285 (751 amino acids)
Source: RefSeq, a predicted model, not a curated record